Molecule: messenger RNA, 3198 nt
Organism: Electrophorus electricus (electric eel)
Lineage: Eukaryota; Metazoa; Chordata; Actinopteri; Gymnotiformes; Gymnotidae
Gene: dok6
Product: docking protein 6
Biological process (GO): cell surface receptor protein tyrosine kinase signaling pathway
Cellular component (GO): cytoplasm
Source: RefSeq, a predicted model, not a curated record
GCUCCCCAUCCAGGCGGAGCGAAGCGCUCGUGCCGGGCGCGCGAAUGUGGCGCUGAGUUCCGAGGCGCCUGCAGCAGCAGACAGAGACGAGACGCGCGAGACCGCCGGCCCGAUGGCGUCCGCCUUCAACGACAUCGUGAAGCAGGGCUACGUGAGGACCCGCAGCCGGAAGCUGGGGAUUUUUAGACGCUGCUGGCUUGUGUUCAAAAAGGCGUCCAGUAAAGGUCCACGGCGGUUGGAGAAAUAUCCGGAUGAGAAGGCCGCCUACUUUAGAAGUUUCCAUAAGAUCACCGAGCUACACAACAUCAAGGGCAUUACCAGAAUGCCACGGGAGACCAAGAAACACGCAGUGGCAAUUAUCUUCUCCGACGAAACAUCCAAGACGUUCGCCUGUGAGUCAGAGCUCGAGGCUGAGGAGUGGUGUAAGUUGCUGUGUUUGGAGUGUCUGGACAGCAGGUGUAAUGACAUCAGCCUUGGUGAGCCAGACCUGCUCGCCGCCGGUGUGCAGAGAGAAGAAAGUGAGAGAUUUAACGUUUAUCUGAUGCCCACUCCAAACCUGGACAUUUACGGAGAGUGCACAAUGCAGAUCACACACGAGAACAUCUACCUGUGGGAUGUCCACAACACUAGAGUCAAACUGGUCAUGUGGCCUCUCUGCUCCCUACGACGAUACGGACGACAUUCUACCUGCUUCACCUUUGAGUCUGGCAGGAUGUGUGAUACGGGAGAGGGCCUCUUCACGUUUCAGACGCGAGAGGGAGAGGUGAUCUACCAGAGAGUCCACGCUGCUACCCUGUCUAUUGCUGAGCAGCACGAGCGUAUGAUGUUGGAGCUGGAGAAAAAUGCACAGACUCUUUCGAGCGAGAACACAUUAAGGAAGUCGAUAUCUCUCCCACGGAGUGCAUACUGGCGUCACAUCACCCGGCAGAACAGCGUGGGCGACAUCUGCAGCUAUCAAGGUAUAAGUACCACAAUGACACUCAUCCCCCGAGCACAGACUUUCCAAAGCUUUCUCUCUGAGCAGACUGAGGAGGAAGGCAAGUGUGAGAGAGCAACCUCCCCCUCUAGUGGACACAACAGGCAUUACAGCCCAACACUGCUGCAUUGACGCACACUCUAAUGGCUUAAAACAAGCAGGAAAGAAGGAAAUUUGACAACUUUAGAAAACUGAUAGACACUGAUAGUACAGUAUAGGACUGGCGCAUUACUGACUAUGUAGAGUUGUAUGUGUUCUAAACCUGUCUACAUCUACAGAUAUCUUUUUGUACAUGACGUAAAACAACAAAGGCCUUUUUGUGAGUAAAUGUUUUUUUGUUUUAAUGGAAAUCCUUCCUGCACAUACCUUCCUGUUGCUUGUAUUUCAUUAUCACAUCAAAGCAGCACACGCUAGAGGAGUCCUCGCCGCGCUUCUCUUUAAACAUAAGAAACGGUUAGUGUGGUACUGCACACAGCACUUUUAAAUCAAGGCCUGCUUUGCACCUGACAUUCUUUGUUUCUGUGUUCUGCCAUUUUGUCUGUGAUCUGUGAAGUGGUCCUAAAAUGUCAGUCUUUUCCUUUCUGAAGUGUUUAUAGUUUGUGUUCAGUAGUCCUGGCAGACAAAACACAUUUUAUGGCGUGAGCCAUAACCCAGGCUUUCCGACCUCAGAUGAGGUGCAUAGCUUCUGCUGUCCACAGCAGGCACAUGGGCCGCACACUCCGCUCCGAGCACCGAGCUUAUCUUGCAGUGGCCAUGUCGAUGUUUCUGAACACGGCUUUAAAUUACGGUCUGAAAUACACUUCGAAAAUGAAAAGUUGUUUUUGACAAGCUGAGCUUAUUGGGAUUUUGCCAUGUGAUCUGCUGUAAAAUUAUAUUUAUACAAUAUAUAUUUUUUAAACGACAGUGUUUGUAAACACCACUGUACAGUGGAUUGUGAUGAAUAACAGGUUUUCAGGCAGGUAAAUUGUCUAAGUAUAAAUGUCUGUUACAAAGUCAACAUGGCAACACUGAUUUGAAGCCCCGCCCACCUCCCCAUCACUUAUAAAGAGGCUUGUGUUGCAGAUUCUGAUUGGCUGCACUGGAAAAGUAAAAACCAGAAACUUUUCUGCAUCCGGCCCUCUGAUCCAGACCUGAUCCAGAUCCUUCAGAUACUCAGAUAGUUAAUGUAACUUUGUGGUUUAUAAAUCAGCUUUCGAGUUCUACAGAUAUAACUACAGAUAUUUCAACCUCCCUUGACCUAAGAGUCUGUGUAACAUCUGGGGGUACCAAACAGUUACAUUAACUUUUCCCUUAAACACCAAAAAAGAAAAGAAAAAAUGAAAAAUAAGCAAAUUCAGAUUGAAAAGUUGAAGUGUAACAGCUCAGACCCCUGCGUGUUCUAUGUCCAUGUUACACAAACACACAGCAGUACACAUGCAGCCAAAAGAUCAUCAGCUACUGGAGACUAUAAUGUUAUGUUUUGCUUAUUUACUUGUCCAGUACGUCCUGUGUUCAGCUAAGGGGGUUGAAGUUAAUGAGUGAACACUAAUGAGCUCAACCUCAGCCCUGUACCAGAGAACAGCUACUGGGAGGUCUGAAGGCAGGGUACGAUUGUGGGAUCUGACUGUGGGGGCUGACCAUACGCUCUAAAGGUCUGCUCUGGAUAAAGACAGGAACGAGCAGUAAAACUAGAAUACAUUCGCAGACUUCACAACUGAACUUCAAGACAACAUCUGUUCAGGGGCCGACAUUUUUCAUGAAUUUCCUGUAUUUUUGUUUUUGUGUCCAUCACAGCCCCAUGUACAUUUUCUUUUGCUCUUUACAAAACAACAUUCCUUUUGUCUAGCAAGAUUUCCUGUCUAACAGUGUGAUCGAGUUGGUUGUACUGGAACUUUAGAACUCCACGGUCUGUUCCGGGCUCCUCCCGGGUCAGAUGCCGUUUGGAGAAAAAUACCUCUGUUGUCUCUCCUGGGCUUUGGAAUUUUAUUACGGUGUGCAAAGAUAUGAGUUGUUUGUUCGAGCCUCAACUUUUCUCUUCUUACUGUCUUACUGCUGUUCUCACACACAAUGGAAUCCUGUCCGGUAUACAUUAACUUUCACAUAAGAAAAUAAAACGAAUGUGUUCGUCUAUACAACAGGGCUUUGGGAUGUACCUGCAAGGUUCUUUACGCUGUGUGCAUUGUUUUUUUGUGCAUCAUACAUUUUCCAUUUUUUAAUGUAAAUUAAAUGAUUUAUGUGAAUGA